This is a messenger RNA of Schizophyllum commune H4-8, 1857 nucleotides long. RefSeq lists its product as uncharacterized. The record is from RefSeq and is a predicted model, not a curated record. Bases 1 to 1857 code for a protein of 618 amino acids. The transcript has 3 exons. NCBI's taxonomy places the organism in Eukaryota, Fungi, Basidiomycota, Agaricomycetes, Agaricales, Schizophyllaceae.
AUGCUCGUCCAGUCGGCGCCUGCAUAUAGCCUGCCUGGCCCUCCUCUGCCGCCUGCGAUUUGGAGACGGAUUUUUAGGUGGGUGCUUGGAAUGCAUGAGGGAUUAGGAGGCGAUGACAUGACAGCGGAGACGACGCCUCUGAUCUCCCAUCCCCGAUAUUUCGUGGGAUAUGCUGAGGAGUUUGUGGAGUGGGGGGAGGCUCUACUGCAGGAUUCUGGGUUCUGGACAACAUUAUGCUUGUGGGUGGGCAAGUGUCCAUCGGCCGAUAGUGCAGCCGAGGUCGAAGCAGUACUUCGGGCGUCUGGGGAUGCACCGCUCGACAUCACGGUUAUCAUAGCCCUGGAGCCACAGGAAGAACGUGCCCGAGCGGACGCAACGCGCGCGGUCUUUGAUCUGCUGGCGAAAGAAUCGCAUCGGUGGACGUCGCUGGUAAUCCGCGCGCCACGGUUUCCCUUGACGGACUGGCCUGCUAUGACGGUUCGACAAUUGCGGUACCUGGAACUGGACGGCUCCUUGGAGAGGUUGGGUGGCGAGACGAUGGGGCGGGAACCUCUCGAAGCUGGCGCAAGGACAGGGUGGGAUACAUGGAUGGCGGCGCUGCGAGAGGCUGACCAACUGCACUCGUCUGGAUGCCUUCGGUUACGAGCGACGGACCGACAUGCGCUGUCAGCAACGUUUGGCGAAACGUGGACGUGCUUCCAAGAUGUGCGGGUGAUCCAAGACGGGACCCCACCAACAGGUGAGGCUUGGACGAACAUGUUCUCCACUGCCUCGCAUCUGCGUCGGCUCGCGAUCGUCUGUCCAAGAAUACCGCGCGAGAAACUCAACGUGCAGACUGGCGGCAUCACUCUGCAGGCGUGUCAUCUACGGCAACUCACUCUGACAUGCUCGACGGCGCAGAUGCGCUGGAUCCUGAAGGGCACCUCACUGCCGCGGCUGGAUAUCAUGUACUUGGAGGCACGGGACCGCAAUCAGGCUGACGACUGGGAUCACCCACCGAUGGAGCUCACCGCGGACGACGUUGCACGCAUGGCUGGCGCCACGCCAGCGCUCAAGCACGCGGCCUUCGUGUUCCUACGCGCUCACCCUUUAACAUGGUUGGCGUGGCUAGGCGGCCUGCGUCAUCUAGAGGGAGUCGUCUUUCAUGGUCUCUGCAAUGGAGGCAUGAUCGGUGGUGCGAGACCUGCUGGGGAUCAUACCCAGUAUAUGGCAUCUCCCCUGAUCGUGGAUGCGUUUGCGAACGGCCUAUGUCCUGCGCUCCGCUACCUUCGCAUAGGCCCUGGUGCCCUUCCGCCGACGGAUGCUGGGAACUCGUCCCUGGUGCGCUUGGUUCAGGCGCGAUGUAGAUCGCGAAGCGGACAGCAGGCCGCAAACCUCAGCGUCGACAUCACGUCCCCGCAGUGCGAUGCUCACUCCCUAGGACAUCUGGUGCAUGUGGAGCGAGCGCUGGAUGAAUUCGGAUGUACCUGGUUUUGGGAGCGGAGGCACCGCCGACAAGACCUGCCUUGGUACGUGGAUGGGUUAGAGGACGCGCGGUUCGAGGGAUACGACCCGGGUGUGGAGAUAGACGAAUUGGGGUAUAUUGCCCGGGCGGAGGAGCUGUCGAGACUAGGCGACGAGGGGCAAGUGAGAUGGGGGCGUCUGACGGAAACCAGGCCAACGCUGCAAUGUGCGACGUGCAGAUUGGGAGAUAUUGGAUGGGAGUACGAUGGCAACGAUCGCGAUGAACCAGACGAGGCGGCGGGUAUGGCGAACAUGGCAUGGCCGCAUGGGGAGUACGAGAAGGCAGAAACAGAGAGCGUGGGAAGCAGCGAGUCGGUGGACAGCUUCCACAAGUGGUUCGGUGAGGGGAACUGA